Pocillopora verrucosa is the source of this 1769-nucleotide messenger RNA. Its product is annotated as cyclin-dependent kinase 7-like. Gene Ontology annotation, molecular function: ATP binding; RNA polymerase II CTD heptapeptide repeat kinase activity; cyclin-dependent protein serine/threonine kinase activity. Gene Ontology annotation, biological process: protein phosphorylation; positive regulation of transcription by RNA polymerase II. NCBI's taxonomy places the organism in Eukaryota, Metazoa, Cnidaria, Anthozoa, Scleractinia, Pocilloporidae. The record is from RefSeq and is a predicted model, not a curated record. Gene Ontology annotation, cellular component: nucleus; transcription factor TFIIK complex; transcription factor TFIIH holo complex.
CCCAAAUGAAGGAAAAGAAGAAUCAAAAUGGAGGGACGCUCAAAACGAUACAAAAAGAUUGAUUUUUUGGGAGAAGGACAGUUCGCCACUGUAUACAAGGCUGAAGACCAGGAAACUCAUGCGAUUGUGGCAGUGAAAAAGAUCAAACUUGGUCAGAGGAGUGAGGCAAAAGAUGGAAUCAACAGAACUGCAUUGCGAGAAAUCAAACUUUUACAAGAGCUGAGGCAUCCAAACAUAAUUGGGCUUCUUGAUGUAUUUGGUCACAAGUCCAACAUCAGUCUUGUAUUUGACUUCAUGGAAACAGAUCUUGAGGUUAUAAUAAAAGAUACAAGUAUUGUACUAAGCCCAGCAAAUGUCAAAAGCUAUAUGAUAAUGACAUUGCAAGGUUUGGAAUAUCUUCACAUGAACUGGAUCCUUCAUAGGGAUAUGAAACCAAAUAAUUUGUUGAUUGAUGAUAAAGGAGUUUUGAAGAUUGGUGAUUUUGGACUUGCCAGAUCUUUUGGAAGUCCCACAAAGGUGUAUACUCAUCAAGUAGUGACAAGGUGGUAUCGUCCCCCUGAGCUUCUGUUUGGAGCAAGAAUCUAUGGUACAGGUGUGGAUAUAUGGGCUGUUGGUUGCAUCUUGGCUGAGCUUCUUCUGCGGGUUCCCUUUUUACCAGGUAGUUCUGAUUUAGAUCAACUCAGCAGAAUAUUUGAAACUCUUGGUACUCCAUCAGAAGAUUCCUGGCCAGGUGUCACAUCUUUACCAGACUAUGUGGAAUUUAAGAAAUUCCCUGGGAUUCCUUUAAAGGACAUAUUUUCUGCUGCUGGUGACGACCUUUUGGAUAUGCUCGACAGAUUGCUGGAUUGCAAUCCUGCUGGCAGAGUAAAUGCAACUCAGGCUCUGAAGAUGCCAUACUGUUCCAACAAACCCGUCCCUACGCCUGGGCACCUACUGCCACGCCCUAAGAUAUCGGCACCCGCAGGUAGUAAAAAGGAGGAGGAAAACUCGUUGAAAAGAAAAAUGGUUGAUUCAAUGGCUGAUUCAGGAACUAUCAGAGCAAAAAAGCUGGUAUUCUAGUGUGAUUUCCGUCAAAGGCAAAGAAUUAUCCAUUUAUUGUUUCCCAAGUUGUACGAACCACGUUCCAGCGUGGCAAACUCUCGUUUAGGGAUUUUCAUGUUGUGUGAUAUUUGACACGAAACGACCGACGAGGAGGACAUCAACCACGCUAUGGCCAUUGGCUAAGCGUUCUUUCAGUUCAGGAUGGCCCUCAAAAGAGCAAGUUGAACGAUGAUCAUGGAGAGCGUACAAUAAUGUCCUCGCAACCGAAGUUUCGGAGCUAAACUUUGACAGUUGCGCAUGCUAAGCGAAACUGUCGUUGAAAGUACCCUAUUCACGAACACCAGUUCACAAGAACAUCUAACUCAAGGAAAGCGCCACUGUCCCUUUUUCAUGAUAGUGCCAGUUUCCCGCUCGUGCGUAUCAAAAAAGGGGAACCACAGGGGAGGAGUCGGCCCAAAAUUUCGCUUUGAGAGUGACAUUACGUUCACCCGAAAAAUGGUCAAUUGUUUAAAAAAAAAAUGGCGCAUAUUAUAGGUAGAGUUAAGUGGAGACGUGAAGCUCUCGUAUUGAUUUUGGAAUUGAGAAGUGCUCGCUGUAUGUUAAUGCAAGCUAUGAUACUCAUAAAUGUACAUACCGUAGAUGAAAAAACGAAUCGACGUCAACAUUUAAUUUAAGAAAGAUAUAGAAACGUGUGUGUAGACAUGCAACAAAGAAAAAAAACCCUAGUU